Truncatella angustata is the source of this 975-nucleotide messenger RNA. RefSeq lists its product as uncharacterized. NCBI's taxonomy places the organism in Eukaryota, Fungi, Ascomycota, Sordariomycetes, Amphisphaeriales, Sporocadaceae. The transcript has 2 exons. Bases 1 to 975 code for a protein of 324 amino acids. The record is from RefSeq and is a predicted model, not a curated record.
AUGGCGGUCGAUAUGUCAGCGCUGUCUCGAAUGCAGAUAGAGGCAUUUUUUGAGAGAAACGCUCCUGUCACGCAGAAGCAAUGCAAUGAUAAAGCUAAAAACAUAACAGGCAAGUCUGUCAGUCCAACAGCUUGCCAAGGCGGAACCAGCUACACCGUCGACACGGGGCAAGUCGUCGUCCAGUUCCGCGUUCCAGGCUCCCUUCUGGACAUGGUCUUCAUGAAUUGUGUCGAACAAGCCUACCCAGACUUCACGCCAGAGCACAAGGACUGUGGCUCGUUUCAUAAUCUCCACAUCUAUACAAUGAACAAUAUCGGGGGCACCUCCAUGUAUCUCGCCCGAGCCUACUUGCAAGGGAACAACUACGAGCUCCUGCGAAACACCAUCGACAGCUACGCAAGAUUCUUCGCCUCGGCGUAUCAUAACACGCCUGGGUCGAUGAGCAAGCCAGAUCGCGGGCAGCUUCUUCGAGAUUACUCGUCGCAACUCCAACGGCUACGCAAGGGGCUCCCCGAUCGCUUUCACACAACGCUAGACACCCUCAUCCCCCAACUCCCAAGUAUCUUUGAUCAGAACUGGCCAUUGGUGCCCAACCACACCGACCUCCUCGAGAACAACAUCCACGUGGAUCCAGACACGGGCGCCAUCGUGGGCAUCUGUGACUGGAGGGAUGCCGAGGUCAGUCCCUUUGGCAUGUCGCUGGGGGGGCUUGAGACUAUGCUUGGGGUCCGGACGAUGAAUGAGCACGGUUGGAGCUACUUCCCCAACCAUAGUGAGCUCCGAGAGCAGUUCUGGACCACAUUUUACCAUUACCUGGGAUCAACGUCUGAAGCGCAGCAGCAGUGCAUCGAGGUUGCGAGGCUGACUGGCCUCUUCCUGGCCAAUGGCUUCGUGCAGGACAAAUACGGGCACAUGAAUCCGGCCACCGAGGAGAGCUUGGACUUACGUUACCUCGGUGCUGUUGUUCUCGCCUGA